Saimiri boliviensis boliviensis (Bolivian squirrel monkey) is the source of this 718-nucleotide messenger RNA. It is a transcript of the gene LBHD2, whose product is annotated as LBH domain containing 2. Lineage: Eukaryota; Metazoa; Chordata; Mammalia; Primates; Cebidae. The record is from RefSeq and is a predicted model, not a curated record.
CGCGGAGCCCGCGGAGCGCGGAGGUCCCGGCGCCAGCAGCCGCGCGGGCGAAUAGCAGCCCUCUGCUUUGCUGACAGCCACAGGACCACCCUCGUCCACCCCAGCAGGGCGUAACAGUCCUUGUGCAGCUCAGUGGUGCAGUGGCAGCAGCAGCAUGAGUAUUCCCCGGCCUGCUCCGCCACAGCCAGGCCCUGCCCAGGGGGCUGGAGGCCCCGAGGGGAAGGCUGUGGCAAGUGCCCAGGAGAAGGGCCCUCGGCUGGGCCAGCGGCUGCCAUCAAUUGUGGUGGAGCCCAGUGAGGUGGACCCUGUGGAGAGCGGGGAGCUGCGCUGGCCCCCGGAGCGUGCCCAGAGGGGCCCCUCUCAGAGCGGGGCUGCUGCUGCCCACUCCCCGAGACCCCUCGGAGAACCAGGGAGACCUGCAGAUGAUGCUGGCAGCAAGUGUGUCUGCUCUGAGGACCAGGCAGCCCCGGCCCGGGGAUAGGACAAGGACGUGGCCAGGGUCUGCUGUCUGACUGCUGAGGGCCUCUGCCACAGGGUGGCUGGGAUGGUGCACAGGAGGGCCGGGCCUGCCCCGACACCCUGCAGGCAGAGCCCAGAGGCUGCUUCCUCUCACAGGGUCCGCCAGGACCGCAGCCCUGCCCUCUUCUGCCUGUGGUCCAGGUCUGGAUCACACCCCGCUUUGUUCCGUGGUUUGACGUAGAAAUAAAGACACUUCCUG